AUGCAGCAGCCACCGCAAAUGAUUCCUGUUAUGUCUCCAUUUCCACAAGCAAACAUCACCACUGAGCAGAUCCAAAAGUACCUUGAUGAAAACAAGAAGUUGAUUUUGGCAAUAUUGGACAACCAAAACCUCGGAAAACUUGCUGAAUGUGCCCAGUAUCAAGCCCAACUGCAGAAGAAUUUGAUGUAUUUGGCUGCAAUUGCCGAUGCCCAACCACAGGCACCGGCAAUGCCUCCCCAGAUGGCCCCGCAUCCUGCGAUGCAACAAGGAGCAUAUUACAUGCAACAUCCUCAGGCGGCAGCAAUGGCUCAGCAACCAGGUAUUUUUCCCCAAAAGAUGCCAUUGCAAUUCAAUACUGUACAUCAAAUGCGGGAUCCUCAGCAGUUACACCAGCAAGCCAUGCAAGGGCAAAUGGGAAUUAGACCUAUAGGGGCUAACAAUGGCAUGCAUCCAAUGCAUGCUGAGACUGCUCUUGGAAGCAGUGGCCCUUCAGCAAGUGCUGGCACAAAUGAUGUGCGUGGGGGAAGCAAACAAGAUGUCUCUGAGGCUGGCACAACUGGUGCUGAUGGCCAGGGGGUUCUGCUGCUGGGCAUAAUGGUGGUGAUGGCUCUGAGGAUGCAAAAUGAUGUGGCCUCUUGA
Molecule: messenger RNA, 639 nt
Organism: Dovyalis caffra
Lineage: Eukaryota; Viridiplantae; Streptophyta; Magnoliopsida; Malpighiales; Salicaceae
Source: the annotation of a GenBank genome assembly